ACUGAAUCCCAACGCUGAAGAUUCUGUCUCCUCCCCUUCCCUCCACUCCCCCAGCCCUGUUCCUGGCUUCAAAUCCCAGAUUCAGAUCCUGGCUCUGCCACUUACCAGCUGUGUGACCUCUGGCAAGUGGCCCCACCUCUCUGUGCCUCAGUUUUCUCAACUGCAGAAGGAGCAUAAUAGGAGUACCUCAGGGCGAGUGUGAGGAUUAAAUGAGUCAACAGAUCCAAAGAGCUCAGAACAGUGUCAGGUACAAAGAAACCACUCAGAACAUUUCUUAUUAUAUUAUGAAAAUUGUUACUGGUUUUUUUGUUUGUUUGUUUGUUUGUUUGUCUUUUAUGACGGUUAUUGCCUAACGGAGCCCUCCCCCUUCAUCCUUCCCACCCUCAGUAGAGGGCCAGGCAGGGACCCAGCAGGAAAUUGUGGGGAACCAUGGUCUUUAGGCUGGCCUCCCUCAUUCCCCUAAAAUCAGGCUCCAGGGCCUGGAGGAGGCCUCAGAGCUGACUCACUCCCAGGGGGAGGAGAGUUGUUUUCUGAAUCACUUCCUGUCCCCUCAUAGCCCUCUGCCCCAAACUGGGUGCAGCCCCCACUUGGCACAGACAUGAAAAACUGGGCCCCCUUUGACUUCCCGAGGACCCAGGGCCUUCUCUGGGCCUCAGGAUCCCAGUGAAACUGGCCUCAUCAAAUGUGCCCACCUGAAGUGACCUACUGGGGCUUGGCUUGGCAGUGGAGACAAUCCCCUCUCCCUCCCAAGGAUUCCUUCCAGCAGUCUCCUCAUCUGUAAAAUGGGCAUUAAGUAGUACCUCCCUGGGGUGGGGGUGGGGGUUGUCCAGAGAUUUACAUAAGUAUAGUGCCUGGGACUCCAACACCCUAGUUAUUCUUAUUACCAUUGUUGCUAUUGGCACUAAUAUUUACAGCAUGCACGAAGCUUCUACAGGCCCUCUCAGAGCCUAAGAACUCACACUGACCUGGCCUGGAAGCCGUUGCCGGCGUCCAGCUGCCAACUUUCUGCCUGGAUCUGGCUCCUCAUUUCUCCGGCCUUCCCAGACCAAAGCCCUCAGGGUAUGUAACAGCCAUGCCUGUGGACACACUGACUCCGGGAGCCCGGGACACCCCUGCCCUACCUUUCCGCCUGCGGACCAAAGUCCCCGGCUACCUGCUACGGCGGCCAGCAGAUGGUGGAGCCCGGAAACCCAGUGCUGUGGAGCGCCUGGAGGCUGACAAGGCCAAGUACGUCAAGAGCCUGCAUGUGGCCAACACCCGCCAGGAACCUGUGCAGCCCCUGCUGUCCAAACAGCCACUCUUCAGCCCUGGGACUCGCCGCACGGUGCUCACGCCUAGCCGCCGAGUCCUGCCUGGCCCUGGCCGCCGGCCCCAGCUGGACUUGGACAUCCUUAGCAGCCUUAUCGACUUGUGUGAUAGUCCCGCGUCCCCUGCCGAGGCCGGCCGUACCCCUGGACGGACAGAGGGAGCCCACCAGGCGCCCCCAGCCACCCCCCCACGCCCACCACCCAGUACAGCUGCGGUUCGCCGAGUGGAUGUCCGUCCCCUGCCUGCCUCACCUGCCCAGCCCUGCCCAUCGCCAGGCACUACCACUGCCUCCAGCCCGGCCCGCCCCCCGGGUUUGCAGCGCUCCAAGUCGGAUUUGAGUGAGCGUUUCUCGCGGGCAGCGGCCGACCUUGAGCGAUUUUUUAACUUCUGCGGCCUGGACCCGGAGGAGGCAAGGGGGCUGGGAGUGGCCCACCUGGCGCGGGCUAGCUCAGACAUCGUGUCCCUGGCCGGGCCCAGCGCUGGGCCCGGCAGCUCUGAGGGGGACUGCUCCCGCCGCAGCUCUGCCACUGUUGAGGAGCGGGCGCGGGAGCGGGAGCGCGUCCCCUAUGGCGUGUCGGUGGUAGAGCGUAACGCCCGCGUGAUCAAGUGGCUGUACGGGUUGCGGCAAGCGCGCGAUACCCCAGCAGCUGAGGGCUAGGCUUCCACGGGACGCCGCAUUUGCCACAGACAGAUCUUAGAGAGGCAACUGGCCCCUUGACCUCUUCUGCAUCCAUUCGCGGGCUUGGGGCAGACCGGAGGCUGCUGCCUUGUGUGAACUUGGUGUGGAGGCGGAGCCUCAGAGGCGGGACCAGCAUCCACCUGGCAAGGACUGACUCUGGAGAGAGUUGCCUCUUGACCUUGGGCCACCCUCUGCCCUUCACAUGUAGAGGUUUUGACAUGAGUCCUACUUGGCUCUUAUUGUGGGUUUGGAUUUGGGGCACUUAGCCUUCUCUACCGAGAGUGAGGGGCCAAAGGAUCUUACUAGGCCUAGCGGUUCUGUUUCCUUCUUCCUUGGUCUCUGACGUUUGCUGACUUCCUCUUCCUCUCCCAGGGGGCCCUGGUUCCCUGGGAACUUACUCUGGGUGGGGGCAGGGCCUUGGCAGCCUGGCCUAGGUGGGUAGACUACAGGAGGGACUGAUAGGAGUCUGUACUGCUCUGACUCCCCCCCCACCCCCCCUUUGGUUAAUAAACACACAUGCUUGUUUUUCAAA
Felis catus (domestic cat) is the source of this 2519-nucleotide messenger RNA. RefSeq names its product family with sequence similarity 110 member A (gene FAM110A). The coding region runs from base 1073 to 1966 and encodes 297 amino acids. The transcript is spliced from 2 exons. NCBI's taxonomy places the organism in Eukaryota, Metazoa, Chordata, Mammalia, Carnivora, Felidae. The record is from RefSeq and is a predicted model, not a curated record.